Messenger RNA from Caretta caretta (loggerhead turtle), 3188 nucleotides. It is a transcript of the gene SLC2A2, whose product is annotated as solute carrier family 2 member 2. Gene Ontology annotation, cellular component: plasma membrane; brush border. Gene Ontology annotation, biological process: dehydroascorbic acid transport. The record is from RefSeq and is a predicted model, not a curated record. Lineage: Eukaryota; Metazoa; Chordata; Testudines; Cheloniidae. Gene Ontology annotation, molecular function: D-glucose transmembrane transporter activity.
GUCUCAAGGCUUGGGAAAGGACUGCACCCAGACAAUCCUCUGCAAGACCAACAGAAUGGAGAAGGCUAGUAAAAUGCAAGAAGAAAAGCACCUCACAGGAACCUUGGUUCUCUCUGUCUUCACCGCAGUGCUGGGCUUCUUCCAGUAUGGAUACAGCCUUGGUGUCAUCAACGCUCCUCAAAGGGUAAUAGAGGCCCAUUACAGCCGUGUGCUGGGCAUUGCCCCUAUUGACAGAAGUGCCAUGAAUUUCACAGACACGAAUGGAAAUAUGAUCUUCCCAGACCUAGAAGAAUUGGAUGUAGGCAAGAGUACAUUGACUCUGUAUUGGUCCCUGUCUGUGUCCAUUUUUGCCAUUGGUGGCAUGAUUUCCUCUUUCGCUGUUGGAUGGAUUGGAGACAAGCUAGGCAGAGUGAAAGCCAUGCUGGCUGUGAAUGUUCUUUCUAUCAUUGGAAAUCUCCUCAUGGGGCUGGCAAAAUUUGGCCCAUCUCACAUCCUUAUUAUAGCUGGGAGAGCAAUCACAGGGCUGUACUGUGGGCUAUCGUCAGGACUUGUUCCAAUGUAUGUUGGUGAGAUAUCACCUACAGCCCUUCGAGGAGCCCUGGGAACUUUGCACCAGCUUGCUAUAGUCACGGGUAUUCUCAUCAGCCAGAUCCUUGGACUAGACUUUCUGCUUGGCAGUGAAGACAUGUGGCCUCUACUUCUUGGUCUAUCUGGUGCUGCUGCUCUUCUUCAGUUUUUCCUGCUUUUAUUGUGUCCAGAAAGCCCUCGAUAUCUUUACAUUAAACUAGGAAAGGUGGAGGAGGCUAAAAAAUGCUUGAAAAGGCUCAGAGGAGACUAUGACUCCACGAAAGAGAUCGCCGAAAUGGAAAAGGAAAAACAAGAAGCUGCCAGUGAAAAGAAAGUCUCCAUCAGGAAGCUUUUCAGCUCUUCCAGUUACAGGCAGCCAGUCAUUGUGGCACUGAUGGUUCAAAUAUCUCAGCAGUUUUCAGGAAUCAAUGCAAUCUUUUACUACUCUACAAACAUUUUUGUAAGAGCAGGAGUUGAUCAACCAGUUUAUGCAACCAUUGGUGUUGGUGUCGUGAACACUGUCUUCACAGUUAUCGCCGUCUUCCUUGUGGAGAAAACAGGGAGACGGUCCCUGUUUAUUGCUGGUUUGAUAGGUAUGCUAGCAAGUGCCGUAGCCAUGACAGUUGGACUUGUGCUCCUGAGCACUUUUGCUUGGAUGAGCUACGUGAGCAUGGUCACAGUUUUUCUCUUCGUAAUUUUCUUCGAAGUCGGGCCUGGACCAAUCCCCUGGUUUAUUGUUGCUGAACUGUUCAGUCAAGGGCCCCGCCCUGCCGCCAUAGCCAUAGCUGGAUUCUGCAACUGGACCUGCAACUUCAUCAUUGGAAUGUGUUUCCAGUACAUUGCAGAUCUGUGUGGCCCUUAUGUGUUCAUGACCUUCGCCGUUCUGCUCUUCGGCUUCGUUUUAUUCACACACUUUAAAGUACCAGAAACAAAAGGAAAGUCUUUUGAAGAGAUUUCAGCUGAGUUCCGCCGCAAGGGGCGCUCAGCAACAAAAGGACCCAAAGCUGCAACUGAACUGGAGGGUUUGCGAGGCAGCCAGGAAGCAUAAAAACCGGCAAACUGUGUACAAGAAGGAGAGUAAAGAAAUAUAUUUUUUAAUGCAUCUGAAAACACCUUAGACAAAAGCAUGGUUUUGUAAAAACACCGCUGAUCAAAAACCAGUAGGUCAAAUCAGUACCAUGCUUCUGACUGAUAUACCUGGUAGUGUAUGUAUCUACUGCCCCUGAGACUAACCUGACGUUAUGGUCUAAGGGCUCAGUGUAUCUUGGUGUUGCCCUAAAAAGACAUAGGAAAGAAUGGAAGGAAUAAAUACAGAAAGGCUUCCAUGGUGCACUGAAUUGAUUCAGUACAGUAACAAUCUUCAUUCGCUGGAGACAGGUAUACACCAACCAAGAGCAUAAUGCAGAAGGGGCAAAAGAAAGAAAAGAGAUGCUGCAAUUUAUUCUUAUGGAUGGUUUCAUCCUUUCUUCCCAUGCCUGUUUCUUCCUUUGCUGAGUGAUAGGAAGCCUGGGAAAACCAAAUGCUACUGUAGUUGUCAUACUAGUAUAAAGACAUAACUAGCUGAAGGUGCUAAAUAUAAAAGAGUGAGUGAAUUUGCCACCUGAUCCUACAGUGGUGUAGCCUGGCCUAUAUUUCUUUCCUCUCUAACUUUUACUCCUUUGAUGUUAAGGCUUCAAGACUAAUUCUGGACUCAUUAAAGACAAUAGGAGUUUGGUCACUGACUUCAGUGGGACCCAGAUUUGGCCCCAUAGCAUAUAUUCAGGUAAUAAGAUUAACACAAUCAGCUAAAUUCAUUCCUGGUGUAAUUCUGUAAUCUUGGCUGCCAUUAUACUGGAAAGGAAUUUGAGCAAUGACUGUCAUGUGAUACACUGAUCACAGGUUAAGCGGUAGCUGAAACUAUGCAUACAAGAUCACGUGAAAACCAGCAGUGCCAACUGAGAUACCACAGAAUAGGAGGUCAGACCUUAAAACACUUGUUCACAAGUAAAAUGGUACAGAUGUGACAGGAGGCAAGUAUCAGAGAUUGCCAGUCAAGAGUUUUAUACGGUACGUUAAAUAGUAAAAUAGAUAUUGUGAAUGAUAUUAGGCUUGUGCCUUCAAUGUUAUUAUCUUUGCCUAUUACAUAAAAGUGCCAUGAACAAUGCUGUCGAUGUUUGUUGGCUUUUGUUGCUACUUUCCCUAGGUCAGUCUUGACUGUGGGAGCUAGACCCCUUGAACGUAAGAGCUAGCGUCUCAGGACGAGCUUUUCUGAUGCUCAGAUCUCCCUGUGUUGCAAUCAUUGCACUGGCCCUGAGCAAACUGAUUUUAAAAUGUGCUGUGUAGCGGUUAGAGUACAGGCCUGGGGGUCAGGAAUCCUGGGGCCUGAUAAUCUUGAAGUAAAUGGGAGUUGUGUGUGCCCUAGUUUAUAUUCCUGGCUCUGCCACUGAUUCACUGUGUGACUUUGGGUAGAUAAAGCUUCAGUUUGCCCAUCUGUAAAAUGAGUACAAUACGUGGAUGUUGUGCAGCUUGACUUUUUAGUAUUCGGAAAGCACUUCAAGAGCCUCAUUGGGAAGGCAAAGCAUUAUUAGAUUGAAAGCCUUCAUGGGGCUGAUACUAAGGCUAUGUCUUCACUGUAGAGUUAG